UUUUUAUGCAAAUGCUUUAAUUCAUUUAUUAAUUCUAUGUUUUUUUUAUGUGUUUACAGUAAUUGAUCCCGUGAUCUUUGCAAUGCUAGUCAAAAAAAAUCUUAAAUCAACAUCUUUAAAAUCUUUUGCACGUUUUCUAGCAACUUUAAUGUGACAGGCUAAGGAGAGAGAGACAGACUAUAAACUUUCUGUGAGACUAAAAGGGGAUCCUUUAUGUAUAACUGUUUUAAUAUUUGCACCUAUGACACUCAACUACAAUUAAUCAUUGAUGUCGAGAAGACUUUCUAUUAUUCUCACACAAACGUACAGUAUGUAUUAUUUAUAUGCACAUGGUUUCCCAUUUCUUUCCUCGACCCCCUUGAAACAUCUAGAUCAUGUUGUAGACAUCAUGUAGGUCUAUGUUGGGCCACUUCUGUGUGCAGUUACCCUGUAAAGUACUAGUUUGCUAUAAAGGUGGGGCAACACUUUACAACAAGGUUAACAUUAUAAAUGCAUAGCUAACGUGAAUUAACAAUGUGGAAUAUAGUUUUUCAGCAUUUAUUGUUGUUUGGUAAUGCCAGUACAAUUGUUCUUGUUAUACUGCUCUUUACUGUACAUCGAGUAAGGAAUAAUUGACGACGGGACGUUGAAUCACUGGAAAAUAAUGCACACCCUUUACACCUCGGGUGUGUUAUUUUCAAAUAAUAUAAAGGACCAGAGUCAAUUAUUCCUCUUAUACCACGGUUACCACAAACACUGCUCUGGUGCCUAUUUUUAAGACAUUUAAAAGUUGUGUAGUUUACAGAAAAAUAAUUUACACUCAUUUCUCAACCAAUCGGAAUAAAGCGUUCAACAGGCCCCUGUUAUAACUAACUUAAUAUUAACUUUUGCAACUUUUGAUUUUAAAUAUGCAUUAGUAAAUGUUAACAUAACUAAGAUUAAUAAAUGCCAAGUGUUGUAUUUUCAUCCUUGCUGAAAAAACAAAACCAUUACAGAAAAUUCUAAUGGUUUUAUUGGGAAUUUUAUUGGUUCUAAUGGAAUAUGGCCCAAAACACACUACAGUGUAUUGGUUUUUGUUGGUCUCUAAUGGUAUGUAUUGGUUCAAUUGGUUCUAAUGGAAUAUGGCCCAAAACACACUACAGUGUAGUGGUUUUAAUGGUAAAAGCUAAUGGUUCCUAUUGGUAUUUUAAUGGAAACCAUUAGAAUUUUCUGUAAUGGUUUUAUUGGUUUUUCAGCAGGGAUGUUGGCUAAUGACCCGAUUAAUUAAAUUAUUUGAACAAAUACAACCUUAUUGUAACUAUUACAAUAACCAAGAUGGGAAACCGAGUUAAAAAUAUCUAACUCUCACAACUAGAGAAACGAUAAACCUGGUAAUCCAGGAUAUUUAAAAUCCUUUUGAGACAUUGUUCCAGGAAUAUACACAAUUCUCUGUUAUGUAAUGCAUGUAUUAGAAGAGCCUUAAGUGUGCCAGCUGGUGUCCACGUUAUUCGAGUUUAAAUAAUAAAUUCGGCAGAGGAUGUUACGCGUAAAUAAAAAUUGAGUAAUAAUUUGGGCUAAAGAAGGAAUUAUAACACAGAGUAACGUAAUACAAGGACAGCUGGGGUUUAAAGCACACGGGAUUAAAGUCACAUGUGACAGAAGGUGUGUGCGACGCUGCGCAGACGAUCGGUGUAUAGCAUUAAAGUACCGCGAGAGCGUUAUAAAGCUGUGCUAUCGAUUCGCUCUCGCGGUACUUGAUGUCAUAAACUCAUAGGUCUGCGCAGCACUGCAUGACGUCGAACACACCUAGAGAAACGGAGGCUGUAACGGUCGGUCCUGUAUGUGAGGGACGCUGUAAACGGGGGAGAUCGCUGUUGCUUUCAAAGGGUAUUAUUUUAGGGGUAAAGGAAGAAUAUUAUUUUAAAAGACUUAAUUGUGUAGCUACUUCUUCAAAACUGCGUCAUCUGCAACAACGAAAGCUGGGGAUUUUUUUAUUUCACACAUGCCCAAUUCCAGACAACAAUUGCAUGGUUUGCAGAGCGCCUGGUAGCUCUCAUCACAUCAUGCUGUUGUCCAUCACGCUGCUUUUCCUCCAUCUGUCUCCAUCGAGGAGCUCAAGACUGUGUAGUCACCUCUGUCUGUGCUAUGAGCACUCAGAUCUGGUGGAUUGCCAUGCCAGGGGUCUUGAUGAAGUGCCUCAUGGACUUCCUCAUGGCACCUGGCUCCUGGAUCUAGGAGGAAACAAGCUUCCAGUUAUCCGAAGUCGAGCUUUUGCCGGCCUUUGGUCUCUUCGUAUUCUUGUGCUCUCGGGCAGUGGCAUCCAAGAUCUACAAACUCAUGCUUUUUACUCUCUUUCCUAUCUGGAGAAGCUGGACCUGAGUCAAAACAUGCUGACUCGGAUUCCACCUCAUUUCUCGGAGAGCCUGUCGUCUGUGAGGGAGCUGAGGCUGGACCACAAUGCGCUGGUUCUCCUGAAACCUCCGGGCCUGGAACAUCUGGAGAACCUUGAGAAACUGGACCUCAGUCACAAUCGGAUCCAUUCUCUGGAACCCGGCACGUUCCGUGGCCUCUCCCGUCUGCGCCAGCUUUACCUGCAGGGGAACCGCUUGGGUGUCGUGCGGGACGGCUCUCUCACCAUGCUUCCUGGCUUGGAGGUCCUGCUCCUGGGGAACAACAAUAUCUCUCGGAUUGAGGUAAAUGCACUCGCUCCACUUCACAGUCUGUCUCUUUUGGGCUUGGAGGGGAAUCAUUUGGAGCACCUGAAUUUUAAGACGUUUCUGAGUUUGCACACGGCUGCUACGCACCUGCAGCUGGCAGGGAAUCCUUGGAGUUGCGAUUGCGACCUGCACCGUGUAUUCAGCAAGCUGCUCAGCGUGCGCCACCUCCACGUGGACGACUACGAUAAUGUAACUUGUCACGAGCCCUGGCAGCUUGCUGGAGCGUCUUUGGCAUGGGUAGACAGCCAGUUGUGUAUGGCUGAGACCGUUACCGUGUUAGUCAUCACCGUUACUGUGAUUGUAACAGUAUUUGGUGCCUUGUUAAUGGCGGAGAGGAAACGUAAGAAGAGAAAACACUGGCAGCACACUGAAGAUGAAGACUAAUGAGAUGGUUUAGUAGGACAAUAUGUCUCUUUGGGAUCAUGAAGAGAAUUUGAAACUUUUGAAACAAAGAGCAUAAUGAAUGCUCAACAAGAUGCAUUUUACUUUCUUAAACCAAGGUAUUUGUUUAGAUCAUGGGUCUCCAAACCUGUUCCUGGAGGGCACCUGUCCUGCAUAUUUUAGUUCCAACCCUACUCCAACACACCUGCCUCAAAUUUUUGUGUUUGAUUUGGGUUGGAGCUAAAAUCUGCAGGACAGGUGCCCUCUGAAGCCCAGAAUCCACUUCAGGAUUUUUUCCCUCCUAUAAGAUCAUUACCUUAUCACAGUGUGCGACAUGGAUCGUUUAAACUUGGGUAUGACAAGCAUGUAGACUGCGAUGAUGACACGGAGGCUUCAACGGUUACGUCACACGUUAGCGCAAUGUCACCAGCAUGCGCUUGUGGUAAACAAAUACCACAGGUCGUAGCAGCAAACACACUGUGCGGUGAUCAUGCUGAAUUUCUGACACUAUUGUAGGCUAUCUUUGGACGCAAGACCGGGAAAACAGCUGUCUUUGAACCUCUCUCGCUGUACGACAUAGGACCACCGAUGAAAAGCCACGAUCACAGAAAUCGCGACAAUUGUUUCACGAUGGGAAUCUUUCGUCUGGGACAACCCAGUGUAUUCCAGGCUUAAGACCAGGUUUGGAGACCCAUGGUUUAGAUACUAUUCAUGGUCUAAACUCAACACUUUGUUAUAUGGGAUUUUUCUUUAAGCAAACACUUUCCAGUUUUACAACCAGAGAUAAGUCAUGCAUUAAGCUGUAUUUACACUUACAAGCCUCUGCACUUAUGUCAAACAAUGUGUCGAGACUAUGACUUAUAAAAGUUUUUACAAGUACAAUAAUGUAAAGCAUCUAUAUUGGAAGCAAAUUCCUUUGGAGACGUCGGCUUAAGUAUGUGUUAAAAGCAAAAUCAAAACAAAAUCUUACAGGCCUUUAUCAUUGUGUUUAUUUUUUUCACAAUUUAUUUGUAUUUUAGACUUCUUUCCCUCUUCAAUAUCAAAUUCAACAAUGUACUUUUAUCAUUGUACAAUGCUGUUUCAAAUAUGUAUUGUAUAGAUGUCGAUACUAUUAAUAAAUGUUAAAGGAUUAGUCCAUUUUCUUAAAAGAAAAAUCCAGAUAAUUUA
Misgurnus anguillicaudatus (oriental weatherfish) is the source of this 4223-nucleotide messenger RNA. RefSeq lists its product as uncharacterized. Gene Ontology annotation, molecular function: protein binding. NCBI's taxonomy places the organism in Eukaryota, Metazoa, Chordata, Actinopteri, Cypriniformes, Cobitidae. Gene Ontology annotation, cellular component: plasma membrane. The record is from RefSeq and is a predicted model, not a curated record.